This is a messenger RNA of Somion occarium, 2318 nucleotides long. NCBI's taxonomy places the organism in Eukaryota, Fungi, Basidiomycota, Agaricomycetes, Polyporales, Cerrenaceae. The record is from the annotation of a GenBank genome assembly.
CUCUCUCAACCAACGUUCCGUUUGCCGAGCGCGGCAUGCAAUUAUUCUUGUUUUUAGUCGCGCCAAUAUGUGCCACCAUUGCUGUACGCGCAAUAGAAGCGGAUCCCGCCGUGUUUGCCAACACAACCUUUGAUUUCAUUGUGGUCGGCGGUGGAACGACGGGACUUGGAGUUGCAACGCGCCUUUCAGAUGACUUCAGUGCAAUUGUCGGCGUUAUCGAAGCAGGAAAGCACUUGGCGGAUAAUACUAUUCUAAUACCAGCCCUUGGAGGUUCGGGAGUAGGUAAUCCGACGUAUGACUGGCUAUUAUCUACAACCCCUCAGGCUCAACUUGGGAAUCGUACAUUUCUUUUGGGCCGUGGCAAAGUACUUGGAGGUACAUCUGCGAUGAACCUAAUGCAAUACACAAAAGCUUCCAAGAGGGAGUACGAUGAUUGGGGGCAGCUUGGCAAUCCAGGGUGGAAUUUUGAUGACCUGCAAGGCUUUAUGAAGAAAGCCGAAAGCUGGACGCCACCCGAACCCCGGACCGUAUCGCAAUUUGCUACUGACAAUCAUGCUCCUGACCACGGAAGGAAUGGCUCUAUACAAACUACUGCAAAUGCGAAUUAUUCUGGUCUCAUUCCGGAAUAUCUGGAUUCACUGGAGAAGCUCAGCGGCCUUCCUAGAAAUCUCUCACCCCUAGGUGGAAAUCCGGUUGGCUCCAUGUCAGUCACUGUGACUGUGGAUGCUCAUAAUCGGUCUCGAAGUUAUAGCGCCAAUGGUUAUUAUGAUCCUCGCUCGUCUCGUUCUAAUUUGGUGGUCCUCACUGGUGCUGAGGUUAUUAAGGUUGAGACAGAGAAGGGUACUAGCGGACUGCAUAAAGCCACGAAGGUUCAUUACAUUGCUCAAAAUAACGUUACAUAUGGUGCUUCCGUUUCAAGGGAGGUAAUUAUCUCUGCAGGUUCUGUGAAGACGCCGCAAGUGCUGGAACUAUCUGGUAUUGGUGAUUCAAGACAUUUGCGAAGUGUGGGGAUCAGUACUGUCAUCGACCUACCUGGUGUCGGUAAAAACCUCCAGGAUCACGUUGGUGUCAGCCUUUCGUUUUCGACUCUACCGAAUAUUACUACGUACGACGCCCUUCGGGACCCUGACAUUCUACCCAUCUUGUUCCAACAAUACGAGACCAACCGAACUGGUUUACUCAGCGGCCCUCCCUCCACUACAGCCUUCUUACCCCUGGAGAGAUUCAUCAGUGCCGGUGACAUUAUGAGAAUCAAACGUGACUUGGACAAAGAUCUUUCGAAAGCGCAGUUCAAGACGCAGGCAUAUCACAUCCAGAGGCAAUGGCUUGAUGACAACACUGUUCCCCAACUUGAGCUCGCAUUUCUGGCCGGAGGCAUUGGUGCGAACAUCACAGACCCCAAAGCAAAGUUCUAUUCGUUUGAUGUUGUCUGCUUGCAUCCCUUCGCCCGAGGUGCUGUCAAUGUCGCCAAUGAUGAUGGACGUUCUGCGCCAGUCAUUGAUCCUCGUUUUCUUGAUUCACCAGGCGACUUUGAUCGACAGAUAUUGCUGCAUGGCCUCAGAUUCGCAUUGAAUAUGGCGCAAACAGAGCCACUUCGAAGCCUCACAACUUCAGUUUCUUCAGGUCCACCUUUCAACGCCACAGAUCAGGAGUUAAAGGAAUGGAUUCGAGAUAACGCUACGUCAGACCUUCAUCCUACGGGCUCUGCUUCGAUGCUUCGGCGAGAACUAGGAGGCGUCGUAGGACCAGAUUUUCUAGUCCAUGGAACAAGCAACAUUCGAGUUGUUGAUAUGAGCAUCUGGCCCUUGCACUUGGGUACUCACCCCACUGCGACACUCUACGGGCUUGCCGAGAAAGCCGCCGAUGUUAUUGGUCAAGGCAAUCUCAGUGAAGGUUGAGUACGUCACGAGACUCUCAUAUACAGUUGCGCAGUAUGAAAGUGGCAAGCGCAUAAUGAUAUUCCUUGUCCGAGAAAGACAGACCUGAUAGUUAUUUGCUCCGACCACGCUUGGAGGGCAUUCUAAGGAUACUAACCGUGAAUUGGGCUUGUGCCAAAGCACGAGAAGAUCUAUCUGCACUGCAUUGAUAUUAUGUUGAGUGUCCGCUGAACGGACAGAUCUCCGGAGGCGCUAUAUCAUGUCAGAUGCGACUGUUUCGAAUCCCGUAGAAUGCGGAGGAAGACCCAACGAAGAUCCAAAAGAUUUACCUAGGUCCACGAACUUAUUGUCGAUGAAACGAGGGGAGUAAGACCACUGGGGAAGCGGCAAAGAUGGCAAUCAACGCAUCCUGGAAUUAUGCAGUGCAUGAUGUGAGCAUCU